AUGGUUGUUAAUGUUUAUGCCACCUCUGCCACCACAGACAAUUUGUCUCGAAACGAACUGUUGGCCUGGGUGAACGAUUGUUUACAGUCUAACUUCACCAAGAUUGAGCAGCUACACACGGGCGCAGGAUAUUGUUUAUUCACCGACUUCUUAUUCCCUGAUGCUUUGCCUCUGAAGCGCGUCAAAUGGAACAGCCGGCUCGAGCUGGAUUGGCUGGCCAACUGGAAGCUAGUCCAAGUCAGUUGGAAGCAGCUCAAUGUGGACAAGGUGGUGCCGGUCGAAAAACUGAUCAAAGGCAAGUUCCAGGUAGGUAUUUUCAAAUUUAUUUGAGGUAACGUCACAGAUGUUACUGAUUUAAAAUUCUGUGUUAUGUUAGCGAUGUGGGAAUAAACUUGAAAAGUACAUUCUUUGCAAAUAUUGAUAAUAUAAUCUGUUGUUUUGAAGAUGUGAACUUUCAGGACAACUUCGAAUUUCUUCAAUGGUUCAAAAAGUUCUUUGAUGCCAACUACGAUGGCAGGGAGUACGAUCCAAUUGCCGCCAGAAACGGAGAAAACCUGCCAGCCGGCUCCGAAGGUACGGCUAGCUCACGAAUGCCUUUAAAGUCAACCACAACGAACAGACAAACGGGAGGAUCCACAGCUUCUGUCAACAGUAAUUCAGGUACAAAGGCUUCGACUAUUAGACACGUUACCUCAGCUACACGAGCACCUGCCACAAAAACUCCAAGUAAAAUUGGAAGCGCUGGUCACAGAGCACCUCUAUCAAGUACAGUCAAAGAGAACGGCGUUAGUCGGCAGGUAAGUAACUUUCUGGUAAUAAAAAUGAAAAAACUCAUUAGGACAUCAGUUUAUGUCAUAAGGAAGUUACCAAAAUAAUCUGCACGAUGCGCUCCGCCGGUCUUGAAUAACGCACCGUGCAGUGAAAGCAGGAAAUUUGUGGCACAGUCAAGUAUAAAUAAUUUAAUUGAAAAACAAGUUUGUUGUUUUAGGAGUACGAGGACGUGAAAGUCAAGUACGAGGAAGCGGUGCAUCAGAUCAGGGAGUCGGACGACGUCAUCGCGGGCAUCGAGAAGGAGCGCGACUUCUACUUCACCAAGCUCCGCAAAAUCGAGAUCCUGUGUCAGGACAACGAAGCCGAGGUGAAGAUCGCGGUGGACAAGAUCUUCGAAAUAUUGUACGAGACGGAGGACGGGUUCGCCCCGCCCGAGGAGGAUGAGGAGGCGGCCGAAGGAAACUCUUGA
Bursaphelenchus okinawaensis is the source of this 1240-nucleotide messenger RNA. Lineage: Eukaryota; Metazoa; Nematoda; Chromadorea; Rhabditida; Aphelenchoididae. The record is from the annotation of a GenBank genome assembly.